CUGCCUCCUUCAUCUCGUUCGAGCUCAUUAUUUUGCAUCGAAGACAGAAAUUUGUUGUUGUUAACGUACGUGUGUGGAAUUCGCCUCGUCGUUGCUCCUUUUCGUAUCGGUGGUGGUCAAUCGUUUUUCAUGCAUAUCAUUUAUUCAAAAACAAGACAAGAAACCGGUUCCUAUAAAUACGUGCUGAUGUUGUUCUCACUCUGUAACAUCCUUUAUUCAACGGCAGAAUUCGUCGCAAAACCCAUAAGUCCCUCCUUCAUGUAUCUUAGCAUUUUGAAAACAAUGAACAUUCUUAAGGUCUUUCAUCUUUCAACUCUUAUAAAUAAUAUAGUGAGAACAAUAACAUGUAAUCUAUUUAAGUUGCACAUUGUCUUCUUUAUGAUCUCCGAAAACUACGAAUGUAGGUUUAAGCUAAUCCUGUUUUAA
Molecule: messenger RNA, 426 nt
Organism: Angiostrongylus costaricensis
Lineage: Eukaryota; Metazoa; Nematoda; Chromadorea; Rhabditida; Metastrongylidae
Source: the annotation of a GenBank genome assembly